UGUAACCAUGAGUACUGAGUGGACGUAUAAAAGCUAAUGUAUAUGGAUGUAUACACAGUAUUUCAUUAUAGUUGUUUCGGUGAACCCUUGGCUUCUUUGAAACCAUAAAAAUGGCAGACCAAUUAGAUAUGGAAAACAGGGAUCCUAAUAAUAUUAAUGAUCAUAUAAAGAUUGCCUUUGAAGAUACCAUUGGAGAAGUACCAGGGGCUCACGCCAUUGAUUGUGUAUGGCGAAACAGCUACAGAUGUUUCGAAGGAGGAAAGAGUUGCUGUUAUAAGUUUUUGACAGCAAUCUGUGGAAUAUGUAUCGCUUUAUAUUGGGGAUGUUGUUUUGCCUGUUUAGCUUUCGAGCAUAUCUGGUGUAUCACUCCCAGUUUAUCUGCUUUUAGAGUCGAGUGUGGCGCAUGGAGAAAGUAUUACAGCAUUUGUAUGGACUGUUUCUGUGCUCCUUGUUGUGAGACCAUGGGUCUAUUCUUCAGUAACAUAAAAGUACAAAACAAAUAGCUAAAUUGACUUAAAAAAUGUUAAUAUCUGUGAUAAUUAUCUUUAUUUAAAGACGUUUAUGUUUCAAGAAAAUAAUAUAUGAUUUUAUAUA
Molecule: messenger RNA, 594 nt
Organism: Mytilus trossulus (common blue mussel)
Lineage: Eukaryota; Metazoa; Mollusca; Bivalvia; Mytilida; Mytilidae
Product: caveolin-3-like
Exons: 2
Coding region: 111-503 (130 amino acids)
Biological process (GO): caveola assembly
Cellular component (GO): caveola; plasma membrane
Molecular function (GO): molecular adaptor activity
Source: RefSeq, a predicted model, not a curated record